GGCCUUCUGAAGGGGCACGGAGUUUCACCGUUUAACGGGUGUUACGGCCGUGUCUGGCUAGGGCGGCUCGCAGGACUCCCCGAGGAGGCUGUGCGUCUGGUAAGCAGUCAGGCUGCUGCAGCCUUGUGUAUUUGCAAGCACCAUGAGGUUUCGAAGUGGUUUUACCAUAUCUUUUGAUGCCUCCGAAGAAGAAAUGUACCAAGGCCAGAAAAGCAGAGCUGGUAUUCCUUGAGAGGCCGCGAGAGGGACCCGUCCAUUGCUAUGAAGCUCCGAUACAUUCGGCUGAGAAUCCAAGACGUGUUCCUACAAAACCUGUAGACCAGAACACCUCUGCUGCCUGGGUGUGUCCACAAUUUGGAACAACUACAUCAGUGGCAUUGAAAGCAUGCCAGAAGAAGCAUCGUGGUCCUCACAAACCCCAGAAUUACGAUGCCAACUACAGUUCACUUCAUAUAGGAGGAGCUUGUCGAAGAGCUACAGCCUGCAAAUUUCCUCCUUUAACUUUUGAGAGGACAGAAGAAGGUGCAGCCCACCCCUCAGAUCAUCCAAAUCACUUGAGGAAGCACACACAACACUUGCACAGGCAGCCCAAAGAAGGGACAGCAGCAAAAGCCAACAUCCAGGUGAACAGUCUGGUGAACUGUAGAGAAAUACCCUUGUUACCUGCUCCCCACCCUGUGGAGCCAGAAGUCUGUAGUUCACCAGAUGUAGAGACUGCACAGGUGCCUUCCAUAAGUAACUGGAGAUGCAGCAGCACUCUGCCACAAAGUAGUAGCCAUGCCUGGCAACCAGAAAAAGAGCUGGCAUUUGGUAUUGACUCCUGUGAGGGGGGUGAGUUGGAGUCAGCAGCAGUACUGGUUACAGAUACUCCUGAGCAUGAGUAUGGAGUAAAGGUUACAUGGAGGCAGCGGCCUCUUAUAAUGAAGUAUCUGCAGGACAGCGGGAAGCUGAGCGCUGCUGACGUACUGGUGAAGACGAACCUCGAGCUCUCAAGGAGACAGACCAACGUCUGACUUGGCAGGAGCAGUAAACCUGUGCAAAACCA
Messenger RNA from Pezoporus flaviventris, 1045 nucleotides. It is a transcript of the gene RHNO1, whose product is annotated as RAD9-HUS1-RAD1 interacting nuclear orphan 1. Gene Ontology annotation, cellular component: nucleus; chromosome. The transcript has 3 exons. NCBI's taxonomy places the organism in Eukaryota, Metazoa, Chordata, Aves, Psittaciformes, Psittacidae. Bases 177 to 1013 code for a protein of 278 amino acids. Gene Ontology annotation, biological process: DNA damage checkpoint signaling; recombinational repair; cellular response to ionizing radiation. The record is from RefSeq and is a predicted model, not a curated record.